Strongyloides ratti is the source of this 918-nucleotide messenger RNA. Its product is annotated as Cyclin-like domain-containing protein. The transcript has 5 exons. Bases 1 to 918 code for a protein of 305 amino acids. Lineage: Eukaryota; Metazoa; Nematoda; Chromadorea; Rhabditida; Strongyloididae. The record is from RefSeq and is a predicted model, not a curated record.
AUGAUGAAACACAGAAGUAAUAUUGUUUCAAAUGACAAAUCUUCUCAUGAAAUUUUUAAUAAUAAUUUAAAUUCAACAUCUGAAAAAGAUUGUGAAGACAAAUUGUUAACAGCAAAAAGGAUAGGAUGUUUUGUUAUAUUAGAAAUCAAAAGUAGACUUAAUCAAUCAAGACAUACAAAUCAUUUUAAAAUAAAAAAUUGUCAUGUAUGUUAUGCCAUUGACUAUUUUUACAGGUUUGUUUCUGAACAUGGAGUUGAAUUAUUUGAUAUAGUUGCUGUUGCUACAUUGUCUUUGUAUUAUGCUUUGAAACAAAAAACAAAUAAAGUUAAACUAAUGGAGUUUGUUUAUCUUUAUUUAUUUAUUCGUUAUCCAGAUAUAGCCUUUGAAGGUGAAGUAUGGCUUAAUUAUUCACAACCAACCAGAGAAUUGUUUCUUUUUAUUGAAAAUGUUUUGAUUAAAACAAUAGGAUUUAAUUCUGAUAUCAUUGACAACAACACCACUGGCCUUUUAUUUUUCCAGAUAACGAGAGAAUUAAAGUUACCAGAAAAAAUUUUUAUAAGAGCUUGCUUCUUCUUUGGAGAAUUUAUAUAUUUUACAAAUUUGGAUAGAAAAUUUGAUUCAGCUACAAUUGCUGCCACAUCAAUUGAGUUAGCUUUGAAACAUAGAAAUGAAGGUAGAACUGAUUUUAUACAGUUUAGAGAUUCCCUGGCAAAUGCAGAAAGUUAUGCUUUAAAAUUGUUAUCUAAAGAUGAUGAAUUUUUUUCAGUUCUUAUAAAAGAAUGUUCAAACGAGUUCAUAAAUAUUAUAGAAAAUUUAAAAUAUGAUAAAAAAUUUGUUAACUUUGUAACUGGUCGUUUUGAGUGUAUGAAAAAAAAUAGGAUUUGGAUGGAUUUUUGUUUUAGACCAGAAGUUAUGUGA